This is a messenger RNA of Anopheles coustani, 3092 nucleotides long. RefSeq names its product cyclin-dependent kinase 14 (gene Eip63E). Bases 244 to 1959 code for a protein of 571 amino acids. The record is from RefSeq and is a predicted model, not a curated record. The transcript is spliced from 10 exons. Gene Ontology annotation, biological process: protein phosphorylation. Lineage: Eukaryota; Metazoa; Arthropoda; Insecta; Diptera; Culicidae. Gene Ontology annotation, molecular function: cyclin binding; heme binding; cyclin-dependent protein serine/threonine kinase activity. Gene Ontology annotation, cellular component: nucleus; cytosol; cytoplasm.
UUGUGUGUUUAUGCGUUUGUGCUAGCGCAGCCUACUCAUUCGCGUUCCACACCAUCCCGGUUGUUUUUCUUUCUGUAGUGAUUCUUCUACGGUUAUUCUUUCCCAUCUUCAGUUGGCGACGAUCGUGUCCUUAGUUGAGAGUGAAUAAUAAUUUCAAGGAAGGCGGGGAAGAAAAUAGCAAAAAAUAAAUAAAUCGGGUAGAAGUGUGUCCGGCAAAGGUGUUAGUGGUAGCAAAAUUCAAGAAUGUAUUGCAACGUAGAUAAAAGUCAGUCUACGGCCGGCGGUAGUGCUGGUAGUGGCAGUGUUCCUAGUGUAGGCGGAAACGUGAUGAUGAGCGGUGUGCUGGGAUUAAGUGGCAGCAUGGGUGGCGGAAGUGUGGGUGGUGGUGUCGGCGGUGGCGGCGGCGGAGGUGGCGGUGGUGGAAUUGUCGGAAUUGGUAGCGGAAAUGGUAACACUGUACCACCCAACAACAUGAAGAGUGCUAAAGAAGGAGUCACUAUGCGUGAGAAAAAAGGAGGUGCUCUGCAGAAGAUCAAAAAGCGGUUAUCGCACAGCUUCGGCCGAUUAUCCAUAUCGCGCGAGGAAAGCGACGACUCCACCCAGCAAAACAAUCACCACCAGCUUCCGCAUCACCACCACCAUCACCAUGGACAUGGUCACAAUCGUGGCGGUAAAGUGCCCUUCAACGGUUACACAUCCGAGGAGUACCUCGAUCGACUCGAACCAAACGGCAACAUCCCGGCCGAUAAGUCCUACAGCAAACAUUGGAACAGAGUAGGCGAUCACGAGCGAGUCCAUCGGCAGCUUUCGGUUUCGUCCGACAGCAAACUGCUCGACGACGACAUCCGGGAGGAAACACGUGUGAUAAUGCGACCUAAGAAGCCACCCCGACCCAAGUCCGAAGUGUUCCUGAACAAACACGACCCGCACCCAAGACGGAAACGGUUUAGUGCAUUCGGGGGUGACUCGCCAUUCGGAAAAUCGGAAGCUUAUAUCAAACUAGAACAACUCGGUGAAGGAUCCUACGCAACGGUAUUUAAGGGUUAUAGCAAUUUAACAAAUCAAGUGGUAGCGUUAAAAGAAAUCAGGUUACAGGAAGAGGAAGGUGCACCGUUCACGGCCAUCCGCGAGGCGUCCCUGCUGAAAGAACUGAAACAUUCGAACAUCGUGACCCUGCACGACAUCGUGCACACGCGUGAAACGCUCACGUUCGUCUUCGAGUUUGUGAACACCGACCUUUCGCAGUACAUGGAGAGGCAUCCGGGCGGGCUCGACCACCGAAACGUGCGGCUGUUUCUGUUCCAGCUGCUCCGAGGGCUCUCCUAUUGCCAUAAGCGUCGAGUGCUGCACCGGGACGUGAAGCCGCAGAACCUGCUCAUCAGCGAGAUGGGCGAGCUGAAGCUGGCCGACUUUGGGCUCGCGCGUGCCAAGAGUGUUCCGAGCCACACCUACUCGCACGAGGUCGUCACGCUAUGGUACCGGCCGCCAGAUGUUCUCCUGGGCAGCACGGAGUACUCCACCUCACUGGACAUCUGGGGCGUCGGGUGCAUAUUCGUCGAGAUGAUAACCGGCAUGCCGACGUUCCCCGGCAUCCGUGAUACGUACGAUCAGCUGGACAAGAUCUUCAAAAUUCUCGGCACGCCUACCGAGGACUCGUGGCCGGGCGUAACGCAUCUGCCGGGCUACAAGCUACAAAUGCUAGGCUUCUUCAAACCCCGCAAGCUGGGACUGAGCUUUCCACGGUUGUACGACAUCAACGAGGGCGAAACGAUGGCCACCUCGUUCCUGCAGCUGAACCCGGACAAUCGGAUAAGCGCGGACGAUGCGCUGCGCCAUCGGUACUUUGCCUCGUUGCCAAAAAAGCUCUACGAACUGCCGGAUGAACUGUCCAUCUUCACCGUGGAAGGUAUUUAUUUGCAUCCGGAGCCGAACCGCCACCACGCGCACCCGCGCACAUGAGAGUUAAGACAAAGCAAAACCCUAGAUGCAAUACGUUAUUAUUGUUAGUAGUUAAUGUGAUUGCCUGCGUUGCUGGCUAGCAGAGGGCGCAGAAGCUGAAUUCGACAAUUAUUUGCUAAGCCGAGUGCGGCUAGUAAAAGUAAUUCAAAGUGGCAGCCGAUCGACCGUUCGUCGGUGUUGGGUGGUGGACGCAAACCUCGAAAACAUCCAACCCUCACGUGCGUGCGACGACCCAUCAAAUAACCCCCCGUUCACUGGGCAGAGUCAGCAAGGGAAACUAUUGGAGAGGAGUGAAAAGAGGAUCAAUACAAGUUUUGUUUUCUACUGAAAGGCCAAGGACAAAGUUAGACCAGAACGGUUUGGGAGGGGGGUAGUCAUAGGAAAUGUUAAGGAAUCCCUGACAUCCACAGUGGAAUGUUUGGCUACGCAUCGGAAUAACCUCCAAACUAAAUAUAAACUAGAAACUGGAUACCCUUAAAAAUUCUUGCGGAAGAAACUCGAAGGGUCUCUGAGGCUUGCCUGAUGACCAAACGACGCCUCAUGCGCUUGACUGACAACGCAAAAAGCUAUCCUCCGGAAACCAAAAGUGAUGCUAAAGGAUGUGAUCAUUCGUGUACUGUCUCUUAUUGCUGCAUCGAUGUUUAUUCUCUGUUCACACAAGAUCAUUCAAAUAGUAUUACGAACAGUACGCAACAACAGGAAAAAACACAGUUGGCCGGGAGUCGUUUGGCAUCAUUGAAUUCAUUUUCCUUCAUCCCCUCCAUUCUGAAUCAAUCAAGGGAGAGAAAAUCACGAUCAAUGUUUUCGUUUAGUUUUGUGAAUGUUUUUCUAUAUUUUUUUUCCUUUUGUAACGCGAUAGUUCGAUACAAAACAUUGUACAAAACAGCUCUAGGUCCAAACAAAGGGUCAGCUACAAAUGAUCAUCAAUAGUGAGGGGCAAAAAACAUGCUUAACAUAAGCAAUUACGAUAUUAUUUUACACUAGCCACAGGAUUCUUGUAUCGAUAUGAGUAGGUUUUUUUUCAUAAUCAUGUUAUAUACCAAGCUAUUAUAUUUAGUUCAAACAUUUUAGAAAAAUCCCGUUCAUCAAAGUUUUGUUGAAUGAACUUAUAAAAUAACUAAACGAACGUUUUA